AUGAUACUCACCAGCACCCUACCACUCAAAGAUGGAACUAUAAUAGCUGGAAAACACUCCCUUCGACUACCAAUGAUUGCCCCAAAAGACGAGCCCAACAGUCCCACGACCCCGCCGGGCUUGAGCGCUCCUACUACUAUGAGUCUUAGUAUUCCACCCCGAGUACGGCUGCCGUCUCGAUCGCGAACUGGUUGCUGGACAUGCCGCAGCCGCAAAGUGAAAUGUGAUGAACGUCGUCCUAGCUGUGGCCAAUGUGCUCGUCUAGGUCAUGGCUGCGACUACAGUCCGCGUUUGACUUUCCGCGAUGACACAGCUCGUGUAGUGGAGCGCAUGACCGAGGUGUCCACCACCGGCAAUGCCGUAUGGGAUUCCCAAGCACGCACUCUCUCUCCGCCCGUCACUCCGGGUGUCUACGAUCCUCUGCCUCCUUUCUUCAUGCUGACCUCAGAUGAUGAACGUGAAAAGAAAGCAGAGGCCAGCUUCCCGGGUACAUAUCAUGUUAUAGUAAACCCAGAAAGCUUUUCAAAUUUGCCGGAAUACACUGACGAGACGUCAUCCGUCGAUCUCAACAUUGGGCACCUUAAGAUUCGCCGGGGUUCCGGAACUAGUUCAACGCUUAGCCAAAAAGACGACCUGCACGGCAUCAGUGAAGAUCCAAACACUGUUAUUCUGGAUACUUUCGAAGAUAGCACCCAUCGCUCUCCUGUCGCCAAUUGGAGGAGGGCGAGAUUAUCUCCUGCAUCGGACAUCACUUCUACCUCCACUUUGGCCUCUCCUACAUUCUUUCCUCCCGAACAACAUGGCCCAUUGACAUUAGACCCGGCUACUGCUAGAUACAGCAGUCAGGAAGAGUUACUACUUGCUCACUUCCGCGAUGUGGUCUGGAAGCAACUCAUCCAAGGCCAAUCGAGUCACGAUCUCUUUUCUCCUCUCUCUAGUCCUAUAAUACCAGGUGUAGAGAUCUUUGAAGACCUCGCAUCCACUUUUCAACCUUUAUACCAUGCUAUCAUGGCUGUAUCUGCUCUCAGUCUAGCUCGUCAGCACCGCAGCAAAAGUAUUGAUGCUUUGCAACACUACCAACAAGCAUUCCCUUCCCUUCAGAUUGCCCUCCGUGAUACGAAUGAUCUUUGUUCCGACGGUCUUUUCCUGACCCACUUUCUUCUUUUGGUCUACGAGGUGGCCGCCGCUGAAGAAGCCGGAUCGAAUCUAUGGUCACACCACAUGGCCCGGUUAACUCAAAUCUCCCUCAUGCGAAUAUCGCAGUUCGGUAGCGAGCAGUACCCUUAUAUCGUCUGGUUGGUUUGCAAUAUCGAUCUCUAUGCUUUACUCAGCGGUGCUGGCACUGGCGAGUUCCUUAAAACCAUGCUUGACAACAAUCUGCUUCCCAGCUCAGGGAGUCAAUUGUAUCCUGUGGCUCCAAGUGGGCACAGCGUAAUCUACCCAGAGGAACACGAGACAUUACCCUCUGUUCUUCACUUCAACCACGAGACGUUUGUUCUAGCAAGUAGGCUCGCUUUCCUUGCUGCUGACCUUCGCCACCAAAGUGACGAGUAUCAUACUGGUUCACCACCAUCUCCGAAUCGGGCCUUUGACCCCAAAAGGCGUCUUUACGAGAUCAGGGACAGCUUCCACCGAUUGUGGGACUGCCCACAGGCUCAUUACUUGUGUGAGAAUAUGAAAACGCUACCUCAGCGAUCUCGUGAGGUAUUGCAAAAUGCAUUGUCGCUUUACCACUCUUGCAUGCUUUUCUCUUACACAAGCGUGUGGAAUGGACAACUGCUCGGACCGGAAGGUGCUUCUGACGAGAUUCUGGCUCACCACACAAACAAUAUCUUCCACAUUGCAGAGAGCAUUGUCCACUCGAAUCAGUUCGAUCUCCGCUUUAUCAUCUUUCCACUUUUCAUUGCUGGUGUCUCAACCUCAUCAACGGGUCAGAAGAUGAUGGCAAUGGACUUUAUAUGCAGUAUGGAAAAACAAGGCAUCGGACGCAACGCCACGACUACACGACAUUUGCUUCAGAUGGUCUAUCAAGCACAAACCGAACAGCUUAUGACUAUUGGCCACUCGGCUAAUGUUGGGUGGUCGGAUGUGAUGGUCCAGCAGGGUAUACAAAUCGUCAACUUUGGACUGUAG
Molecule: messenger RNA, 2133 nt
Organism: Talaromyces marneffei
Lineage: Eukaryota; Fungi; Ascomycota; Eurotiomycetes; Eurotiales; Trichocomaceae
Exons: 8
Coding region: 1-2133 (710 amino acids)
Biological process (GO): positive regulation of transcription by RNA polymerase II
Cellular component (GO): nucleus
Molecular function (GO): zinc ion binding; DNA-binding transcription factor activity, RNA polymerase II-specific; transcription cis-regulatory region binding
Source: RefSeq, a predicted model, not a curated record